Molecule: messenger RNA, 2414 nt
Organism: Asparagus officinalis (garden asparagus)
Lineage: Eukaryota; Viridiplantae; Streptophyta; Magnoliopsida; Asparagales; Asparagaceae
Product: GTP-binding protein TypA/BipA homolog
Exons: 19
Coding region: 32-2002 (656 amino acids)
Cellular component (GO): ribonucleoprotein complex; cytosol
Molecular function (GO): GTP binding; GTPase activity
Source: RefSeq, a predicted model, not a curated record
CCCUAAAUCUCGCCCUCACUCGCCAGUGAAAAUGGCGGGUCUCCUCCUCCGCGGUAUGCGAUCUGCGAAUCGCGCCGCAUUCUCCACCCCUUUCCUUUCCCUCCCCCUCCCUUUCCGGCACCAUUACCCCUCUCAAUCUCCCCUCCGCAGCUUCUCCGCCGCCGCGGUCCAGUCCUCUGCCGCCGCCGGUGCGGAGAAGAGCGCGUUGGACCCCAACAGGCUCCGCAAUGUGGCGGUGAAGUGCGGUGCUGAUAUCCCCCACGAUCGAGUUAUGGAUUCCAUUGGCCUCGAGCGCGAGCGUGGCAUCACAAUCGCUUCCAAGGUUACUUCGAUUUCAUGGAGGGAUAGUGAGCUGAAUAUGGUUGAUACUCCAGGGCACGCUGAUUUUGGCGGUGAAGUUGAACGAGUUGUUGGAAUGGUUGAAGGGGCAAUAUUAGUUGUUGAUGCUGGAGAGGGUCCAUUAGCACAGACAAAGUUUGUUCUUGCCAAAGCUUUGAAGUAUGGGUUGCGCCCGAUUCUUCUCUUGAAUAAAGUCGAUCGGCCUUCAGUUUCUGAGGAGACAUGUAAUGAAGUUGAGAGUUUGGUUUUUGAUCUUUUUGCAAAUCUUGGCGCAACAGAGCAGCAACUGGACUUUCCGGUUCUUUAUGCAUCAGCAAAGGAAGGAUGGGCUUCCUUGACCUUCACCAAAAGUCCUGUUGAAGAUGCAAGGAAUAUGGCACCGUUGCUUGAUGCCAUUCUUAAGCAUGUUUCUCCACCCUCUGCAAACCUUCAGGCGCCCUUCCAAAUGCUGGUGUCUAUGAUGGAGAAAGAUUUUUAUCUUGGAAGAAUAUUGACUGGACGUGUUUCUUCAGGAAUUGUUAACGUUGGUGAUAGAAUACAUGGUCUUCGCUGCACAGAUAAUGGAGUUGAAAAAAUUGAAGAAGGAAGGAUAACAAAGCUUAUGAAAAAGAAGGGCACAAGCAUGAUCACAAUUGACACUGCAGGAGCUGGUGAUAUAAUCUCAAUGGCUGGAUUGAUGAGUCCAUCUAUUGGUCACACAGUGGCAAAUGUCAAUGUCAUGACCGCAUUGCCUACAGUUGACUUAGAUCCUCCAACAAUUUCCAUGACUUUUGGUGUCAAUGACUCUCCGUUGGCUGGUAAUGAUGGUAUUCAUUUGACUGCAGGGAAAAUUAGAGACCGCUUGAUGGCAGAAGCGGAAACCAAUCUUGCUAUAAAUGUUCUUCCUGGAGUAUUAUCAGACUCAUAUGAAGUUCAAGGGAGGGGCGAGCUUCAGUUGGGUAUCUUAAUCGAGAACAUGAGACGCGAAAAGUUUGAAUUGUCUGUUUCGCCCCCUAGAGUUAUGUAUAAAACAGAGAAUGGAGAAAAGCUUGAGCCUAUAGAAGAAGUGACCAUUGAGGUGAAUGAAGAGCAUGUGGGCCUCGUGAUGGAAGCACUUUCACAUAGGAAAGGGGAACUUGUUGACAUGGGUCAUGUUCCUGGGAGUACUGGCAGGACUAGGAUGUCACUGACCUGUCCCUCUAGGGGUUUAGUUGGCUACAGAAGUGUUUUUAGCAGCGUCACACGCGGAACUGGAUUUAUGCAUCGUGCUUUCUUAGCAUACUCAAAAUAUAAAGGAGCCCUUGGAAAUGUAAGGAAAGGGGUGUUGAUAUCAGUAAGCCGUGGUCUCAUUACUGCCCAUGCACUCAUGAAUUUGCAAUCUCGUGGAACUCUCUUUGUGGAACCUGGAAUGGAGACAUAUGAUGGUAUGAUAAUUGGCGAAAACUCACGCGACCAAGAUCUUGAUGUAAAUCCUGUUCGGAGUAAAGAGUUAACAAACAUCCGUGCUCCUGGUAAAGAUGAAAAUGUGCGCUUGACCCCACCUCGCUUGAUGACACUAGAAGAGGCAAUUGGAUAUGUUGCUUCUGACGAGCUCAUUGAGGUUACCCCAAAUGCUAUUAGGUUACGAAAGAGAUAUCUUGAUGUAACUAAACGGAAGAUGAUGAGAAAUAAGCCAAAGGAUUAGAGCUCAGACAGGAAUUUUGGUUAACUGCUUUUUGCUUCCUCAAAGAAAUAAGCCACUGGAUCAAUACAACGGUCGAUAUAUGAUGAUUUUGUGAAAUAUCAGUUGUAAGCAUGCAUCUAUAGGUAUAAUGCUAUUUUAUUUUGGCAUUAACUAUUUGAUCACGGAGAAAUUUCGUGAACAGUUGUACGCCUGCUAUCUAUAGCUAUAUUCUAUUUGCUUCCAUAUUAAUUAUUUGAUUACAAAGAAAAUUUUGUAUCAGUUUAGGUAUACGUAAAGAAUUUGUGUAUCAGUAAAAUUUUUGUGCUACUUUACCAGUGUAAUACAAAAGUGAAACAGACGAGAAAUAUUUUAUGAUUAUGUCUCAAUGCCCGAGCAAUAAAGUGUAAAGAUAAAACAGAGGUCAUUGUGCGUC